Messenger RNA from Colletotrichum spaethianum, 669 nucleotides. RefSeq lists its product as uncharacterized. Lineage: Eukaryota; Fungi; Ascomycota; Sordariomycetes; Glomerellales; Glomerellaceae. The transcript has a single exon. The coding region runs from base 1 to 669 and encodes 222 amino acids. The record is from RefSeq and is a predicted model, not a curated record.
AUGGCCGUCCCCCCCAAGUUCGCUGCUCACAAGCUAACCUUCGGCCCGCCCAAGUCCAUCGCGGACGGCAACCCGGCAGGCGGCGUCCCCUCGCAACCCCACACCCUCGAGCUCUACCUCGACUACGUCUGCCCCUUCUCGGCGAAGCAGUUCAACACCUUUUACAACGCCGUCGUCCCCGCCAUCCGCGCAAAUCCGGCCUGGGCGUCCAACGUCGAGGUCAUCUUCCGCCAACAGGUCCAGCCGUGGCACCCCUCGAGCACGCUCGUCCACGAGUCGGCCGUCGCCGUGAUCAAGGUCGCGCCGCACAAGUUCUGGGAGUACAGCGACGCGCUCUUCAAGGCGCAGAAGGACUACUUUGACGCAAACGUCGUCAACGAGCCGCGCAACGACACCUACCGCCGGCUGGCGAAGCUCGCGGGCUCCGUGGGCGUCGACGAGGACAAGGUGCUGCAGCUGCUGCUCGUGUCGGACAAGCCCGACAGCGAGGGCGCGCUGAACGUCGGCAACGGCGUCACCAACGACUUCAAGGUGCUCAUCAAGCUCGCGCGGCUGACGGGCGUGCACGUCAGCCCGACGGUGCUGUUUGACGGGUACCCGAACAACGAGAUCAGUUCUGGGUGGACGCUGGACCAGUGGAAGGAGUGGUUGCAGAAGAACAUUGUCUGA